Messenger RNA from Branchiostoma belcheri (Belcher's lancelet), 4171 nucleotides. RefSeq lists its product as uncharacterized. The transcript has 8 exons. The record is from RefSeq and is a predicted model, not a curated record. NCBI's taxonomy places the organism in Eukaryota, Metazoa, Chordata, Leptocardii, Amphioxiformes, Branchiostomatidae. The coding region runs from base 1319 to 4138 and encodes 939 amino acids. Gene Ontology annotation, molecular function: protein binding; calcium ion binding.
UCGGUUUGACCGCGGCGGCCACGCUGACUGGGAGGACCUGGCCGGGGAAACGACGGCGUGGUCCCCGGGUGUAAACAGACCGGUCCGGCGGGGCCAGGCAGGGGGAAGCCCGCGCAAACAAUGGCCGGGGUGGCCCCUCACGACAGCAGGACGUUAUAGGGGGUACGAGGUCGGGAACUCUGGGAUUUUGUGCAGUCGGUCAGAGCUUGGCCUUAUGUGUGGAUUUCGGAGGUGAACAAGAAGAUCCAAGCAGCCACCAAGAGGACAGAUAAGACAUUUGCAAGAGGCACUGCUGCAUGUCUUGUCUUCGCUUUAUUUGCGACCACCAGUUGAUAAGCACACGCGUACACACGGGACAAUAGAGACGGCACGGACGCAUCCAUAACCGCUGGGGGAUCUUUAUUUGGGAGGCCCGCUCUGAUCCAUAAGAAUGUGUGUCGUGUACAGUACGGAUCAUCGGAAACAGCAGGCAGCGAGCCGGUAGGAGACCGGGGGAGCCUGCCGAACAACGUCUCAGUUUGUCAACGUCGCGCCCCGGCCUUUUACAGGAACUCAGGCUGGACACCGGGUAAUCUUCUAAGAAGUACGGCAGGGGGCGAUCUUUUCUUCAGGUUGGAUUACUUCCAGGGGUUGUCUAGGAAUGCUCCGGAGUCGGGACGCACUGACUACAUAUGGUAAAUGUACGGCGGAAUUCUGUGGAAUAACUCUUACCAUUUUCAACAGAUGGCGAUAAAGAACGUCGACUGGCAAACGUUUUAGAAAUGCACACAGCAAGUUCUGUUGUGCCGUACCCUUAAUAGAUUGGCUACAUGAGAGAACGCGCCGGUCAUGCUUAAUUAGCUUGUGCGUGCGGAGGAAGGUUUUUAUUUAAUACAACUCUUGUUUCUUGUUUGUGUGGCCGGCAGCCGCGUUGUUCUGAACACAGACGUCCUUCCGUCAGGCCAGGCUAUGUCAUUACUGGGUAGUCUCGCUGUCUAAGCUUGUUAGCGGCUAGAAACGGGCAGCGCGGGGUUGAGGGUCACCUCCACGUGAGUGAGUAGGAUUAGGAACAGGCUGAGAACGGAUGUGGAGUUUGUACUGCGCUCCGAGCCUGAGGGAUAAUUUGUCUGCCCAACCAGGGGCAGUGGUCCGUUUUGAGCGGCAAAUUUAGCUGUGGAAACAAACACGACGUCUGGGGCGCUAUCUUCUCAUCUCUUCAAAUUUGCCCCCAAGCUUCCGCUGCCGACGACAAGUACCUUUAUCUGUCUACCUAGUCUUUAGUUGUGUCGGUUUUGUAACAACGUGGACGUGCGAGGUAAACGUGCUAUGUAAGACCAAGAUGCGCAUCCUGACUGUUAUUAUGGCCGUUUUUAACGUUUUAGUAGCAAUCAGGAGCGGUCGGUCGUCAGACGACGUUACGGACGAGUCGUCAGGGCAGUACGCGGGCCCCUGGAUGUACUGGGGAGAGACGAGAGGGAACAGGCUCUACAGUAGCGAGUCGGAACACAGCUGCCGGUACAUGAUCGUGGUGCCUCGGGAGGAGUCGCAGACAUGCCCGAGCGUCGCGCCGGCGUGGCACGGCGUUUGGUCGCGGGACGAGCACGACAGUAACAAGCCGUCAGUGGAAAGCAAAGGUCGCGAACAACGUGAAGUACAGAUGUUUGUCGGCGACGAUGAGCCAUUAGAACACGGCGUUACAGAACACAGGCUGAGGCACUCCGGACGACAUGGCCGACAUGGCCGACACGACGGCCACAGCGACCGGAGACGAGAACAGCCGAGCAUCGACGACAUCGACGAAGAAGACCCCGACGUCGAUGACAGUGACGACGAAGACAGCGAAGCUGAUGAAUUUUUACAUUUUUUACCUGACGAACAAGCUGAAGAAAACAAGCACGUAUUUUCUGGCAGUGGCGAAAGCGAGCGGGUAGAUUCUCGGAGGAAUGCUGACCCCGUUGACAGUCUAAGGGAAGAGCGCCAACUUCGCGUGAAUCAGAGUCUACGCGUCCUCAUCCUACAGAACGAACUCCUGAAGGAGAAAAUCCAUGCCAAAGCUUUAGAGAUGCAGCUGCUAGACGGGAGGCUUCAGGCGGAGUUCCACCGGUCCGAGGAGCAGAUGCCGGCGGACGGACAGGGGGACGGCUCCCGAGCAGGAAGGUGGGAGAGAUACGCUGGUCCACAGGAGGCCCGCGGUCGGACCAGAAAAGAACCGAUGUGGCAAAAGGACACGGUUGGCGUCCUGUGGACCGGCGCCAAGGCAGAGCGACUCAGCAACACCAUCUUUCGGCAGCGGGCGGAAAUACAGGCAAAACAGGCGAAGAUAUCCAAACAACAGGAGAAAUUAUCCAACAUGAUACAGGAGGCUGUGACGCAGGCGCAGUUGCUGGCGCACAGUGACGUGUGUAAUGAGUGCACCAGUACCGAGUACUGCCACAUCAUGCGUGACGACGCCGCAUGCGUGCCGUGUAGCGUCUGUCCCAAGGGAUACGUCACCAAAUCACGGUGCACACAAACGGCUGACGUCAUUUGUCAAGAUGAAGAUGAGUGUAAAACCCGGCCGCCUGUCUGUCCGUCCCACACCAUGUGUCUGAACCUACCCGGUUCUUACCUCUGUGUGGCGCCGGUCAAACUUUGUCCCAACGGAAACUUCUUCAACUCACAGAAACAAAAAUGCCAAAGGUGUCGCAGUUGUGUAGGCGCCAGUGGACCGAUCGUGCCCUGCACCAGCACCACCGACGUUCUGUGUUCUCCGCCGGUACUCAGCCGACUGUCUGCCACCUGGCAAGGCACGGCAGAAAUCCCUCCGCCUAGAAUGCUCAGGGAGGUUUCAUCCGGGCCUGCAGUACAGCUGCGCAUGCUCCCAAGUAACCAUAUCAACGACAGCUCGUUCUCUGAGCCGGUGGAACAGACCAUGGUGCAGAUGGGGGAGAGCGGGUUCGUCUGGGCCGACUACACCUACCCCCUGCCCUACCCCUGCAAGGGGCACAUGGAACUGUCCCUGCAGCUUGGCGGGAGUUACUUCCAGUCUACCUGGCUGCACGUCGGAAGGGCGGUUCCACGGGAGGGAUCGACCAGACGUGUGAGCGGGGAGGCGCAGGAGGGGGCGUCCAUUACUGCUGCGGGGAGGGUGGGCGCCGGCGCUCCGAUAUCCCUCCGGCUCCGGGACCGCCACGGCCUCUGCCCUCCCGUGAUGCUCCGGCGACAGGCGACGUACCUGCGCAACGACCGGGAGAUGACGUCUUUCGAAGCGCCCCUGACGUCAUCUAGCGUCCUGUGGCUCGCCCAUGCUACAGGUGCCGUCCUGCUAACUGCACGGGCGAAAGAACUCGUCCAACGGACGGGGAAAACAGAGUGGCGGCUUGAAUUCAAACUGUCAACCGUUUCUGAUUCCUACAUACUGAAAGUCGUUUACGGAGACGUGGCCGUAUCGGUAGGCGGAAACAUAAAGUUAUCUUUCACCCAAGCGGUCUUCCUGCGCGGGACCUGUCUAAACGCCGGAAUCUCAGUCUCCCUUAUGAUCAGAAGAGACAAACAGGAUGUAGUCGCAGAUAAACAAUUUGUAGGAGGGGUACGGGGUGAAUACACGUCUAUCCAGGUUCAAUCUCACUUUCCCGUACAGUCUUCUGACAGGAUUUUUGUGGUAGUUAAAGCCGCAAAGCGCUGUGAUGUGCACUUUUAUAGUGCCAUGCAUGGACUAAGCGCUAUCAAUGUGUUAUGGAUCCCUCAGAAACACUCAUCUGUACUCAGAGCACGGCUAGAACACGCCCGUGCCCUGGCAGGGCUGGCCCAGUCUACCAGGCUGAGAUUUGCGGAGGAACUGAACACACGACCAGGGGAUGUCACCCUCCUGCCGGACGGGGUUCUGAGUUUCCACUCCGCCGGGAGAGUUAGUAUGGAAUGUCAUCUGAGAAUGCUGCACUCUUGUGAUUAUGCUGCUAUAACUGUUUUCUAUACGGGACUUGCGAUUCGCGACACCCAGCCCGUGUUGCGGCAGGUGCAGGGGAACACCCUGUCUCGCUGGGCGGGCAUGACGGUGGCGGGAACAGUUCCUGUGGAGGCCGGCUCCAAGAUCCACUUCGAGCUGUCCUGCAAGCGUGGCCGGGUCAACGGCGUGGACAGGGAGUUCGCCGGGCUCUCUCUCGUCUGGCUCCCGCCUUGAACGUACAAUUUGUCCGUACAGUAAAUACACCAA